This is a messenger RNA of Spea bombifrons (plains spadefoot toad), 1020 nucleotides long. RefSeq lists its product as uncharacterized. The record is from RefSeq and is a predicted model, not a curated record. The transcript is spliced from 3 exons. Gene Ontology annotation, biological process: negative regulation of cell population proliferation; negative regulation of TOR signaling. Gene Ontology annotation, cellular component: membrane. Lineage: Eukaryota; Metazoa; Chordata; Amphibia; Anura; Pelobatidae. The coding region runs from base 286 to 957 and encodes 223 amino acids.
ACUGAGAGAGAACGCCGGGGACUUGGUCCUUGGGAAAUAUUUACCGUUGCAUUUGCUUUGGACUCCCUCUAGCUACAUCAUUUUCUACGGUUGUUAUGAUUUUAGGAGAACUCAACCAGCAUCAUUUUGUACCUCUUGUGCUCUUUGUUUAGCUCUGCUGCAGCGUGUCCUCGUUCACAAACCAGACCUGGUAGUCACGAGAAAGUGGAGCGCGUGGGUCAGGCGCGACAUCACACUUCCGGAAGUAUCCAAUGUAAAGGGUUGGAAGAAGAGGACGCAGAGAAGAUGCCGGACCUACUUAUUGGGAGGGUGAAUCUGGGUACCGCUUCAGAGAGCAACUUGGCCGCCGCUGCGGUGCAAGUUUUCGCCGUGGUGGCGAUGUCCACAGCCAUGGCUGACCCCAGGUGGAUGCAAGUGGAUGUCCAGAAAAAGGUGUAUGUGCUUGGGGUGGCCGAAGCACUGCACCUGCGUCUCAACUUUACUGGUUCACCUGAAAUUCUUAAGGAGGAAGGAAUGCAUAUCCUCAUCUUCAUGACAUUCUGUUGCUAUGGCAGUAUUUUCAUUGGCUUUCUUGCCUUCAUGCUUGACUUCCUGGACAUCAAACACCAGAGGAUCUUGGGAUGUUUGAAAUGUGCAACCAUCCUGCAUUUUAUCACAGUCUUAUCGACGGCAGCAGCCGUAGGUCUGUGUAUCCACCUCUACUUGUUAAUCCUCCACGAGCUGAAAACUAAUUCAACGAGGACAAACGAAAGCUCCGUCGUUUUGGGGGAAAGUUUCGCCUUUGCGAUAUUCUCUGGCCUCGCGUCCUUCCUCGCGACCGUUCUGAGUUGUGUCUUUUCCGUGAAGUACGUGCUGGAAGCCGCAGAACAGGGGUCCUUCUCGGAGGACGACGAAGUCAUAGCUCCGCUAAUCCAAGAGCUGUCGGACGCCGGCGAUCAGCAGGAUGUUACAAGUUAACGGACUUCUGGUGGAAGCCAAAGGAACCAAAAAUGUUUACAGUGCCCAAUCGGCUAAGGAUUG